Molecule: messenger RNA, 800 nt
Organism: Mytilus trossulus (common blue mussel)
Lineage: Eukaryota; Metazoa; Mollusca; Bivalvia; Mytilida; Mytilidae
Product: tereporin-Ca1-like
Exons: 4
Coding region: 1-762 (253 amino acids)
Source: RefSeq, a predicted model, not a curated record
AUGGCACAGGUUGUGAAUGGUGAAAAAGCAUCUAUGAGUUCUUACAGUCGUCAGAACAGAUUAAAAAAUCAGGAUAUUAUGGCAGACAUUCAAAGCAGUAGUGGUGCUGAAACUAAUACGGGAAGCAACACCACUGAACAAAAAAAUCAGACUCGAGUGGAUUGGAAUUCACACACCAAGAAAUCCAUGAGCGCAUCCACACGAUUUGGUCAAUCUUUGCAUGGAACAAACUUGUCUUCAUUAAUGACCAAUAAAAGUUAUGGCAUUGUUGUUGGUAUUCAAAUCACAAACUGGACAAAAUAUCAUCUGACCGAACCAAAAACGAAGACUUAUUCAGGGUACAUAUCAACACCUGCAGUUUCAGUAGGACCUUCAAAUGUUGAGGCUAUGGUAAUACAUAAGAAAGGUUAUACCCCGACAGGAACAAGUGGAAUUGUCUCUUGGCUUAUAGAAAACAAACAAAGACGCAUUGCAAUCGUUUGGAGUUCACCAUAUUUUAAAAGUAACAGUGUUGGUAUUUGCAUAUCAACGUUUGGUAAUGUAAAACAAGAGGAUUCCUGGUUCAAUGUUAUAAGUAACAAGCAACAAGAUGAAAAACUGAAAUAUAAAUUUGCUACGUUCAGCAAUUCAAGUGAGGAAAUUAUGGUUGAAGAUGCCGAUUUUCAGUUAGUUGGUUCUAUGGGAACCAGUAGUAAACCAGAAGUUAAAAUUACACUUCGUCCGAAAAUGACACAUGACUUAUCUAUCUUAAAACCACAAUAGAGAAUAGAUAAUAGAUACAUUAAUAGUAUUUGUGGGUU